Molecule: messenger RNA, 330 nt
Organism: Paraglomus brasilianum
Lineage: Eukaryota; Fungi; Glomeromycota; Glomeromycetes; Paraglomerales; Paraglomeraceae
Source: the annotation of a GenBank genome assembly
AUGUUAGAAGACAAAUUAGCUCUAGCUCAAAAAGACGUAUCAGAGAAAAAUUUCGAUUUAAAUAAGUUGAAAAUCGAACCGACGCGCUUAAGGCUGGAAGCCACUCACAAACUAACAUUAGAGGCCGCGGAAGCGGCUUUACUCCACAAAUUUGACUUGCUGAACAAUGGCACUCCCGAGUUUAGUCUUCGUCCUUUUUUGAUUAAAAAGCCAAGUUCAGAAUCAAUAAAAAGUAGUGAUAUUGAUAGCGAGAAGCAGAGUUCUAUAAAUAAUUCGACACAAAAUAUAGAACAGACGAAGUCCGACUCCCAUAUUUCUAUUGGAGAAUAG